AUGGCAAGUCGUCGUAAUAUUAUGAGAAUACAAAAACAAUCAACUGCCUUUUUCCUUUGCGACAUUCAGGAAAAAUUUAGACCUCAUAUUCAUCAAUUUCAAAGUGUAGUUUCGACUGCACAGAAAAUGAUUUCAGCAUCCAAAACUUUGGAGGUACCUUUAGUUGUUACUGAACAGAAUCCUGGAGCUCUUGGAAGUACAGUUCAAGAACUUGAUAUUUCUACUGCAGAUGUAGUUAGCAAGACUAAAUUUUCGAUGUAUGAAGAAAAGGCACAUGUAUGUGUACUUCAAACAACUUUGGAUUUGUUGGAAAAUGAUUAUGAAGUUCAUAUAUUAGCUGAUGGUGUUUCUUCGAUAAAUUAUCCAGAAAUCGAUAUUGCAUUGCAGCGUUUAAAACAAGCAGGUGCAUCAGUUACAACUUCAGAAUCAAUUUUGUUUCAACUUCUUGGUGAUGCUACACAUGAAAAAUUUAAGCAAAUUUCGACUUUGAUCAAAGAAUAUAAAGAAGCAACUUCUAAUAAUAAAUUGUUAUAUAAACCUACUUUGUAA
Molecule: messenger RNA, 549 nt
Organism: Racocetra persica
Lineage: Eukaryota; Fungi; Glomeromycota; Glomeromycetes; Diversisporales; Gigasporaceae
Source: the annotation of a GenBank genome assembly